[Torrubiella] hemipterigena is the source of this 2525-nucleotide messenger RNA. The record is from the annotation of a GenBank genome assembly. NCBI's taxonomy places the organism in Eukaryota, Fungi, Ascomycota, Sordariomycetes, Hypocreales, Clavicipitaceae.
CGUGCACUUACAAUGUUAGUUCAAACCUAGGUAGCUACAACACUAAACCCACAGAAAGCCUUGUACAGAAUGCACUGUAAUAUGUAUUUGUCAUUGGUUUUGUACUUUCCUCCGAAGCUACUGAUGAACUUGCAUUGGCCGCGAUGGAAUUCGUCAUCGAUUAGUGGCUCGCUAUAACAAGCAUUCCCUUUUACGUCAAAUACUCAUGCGAUGUCACCAUCAACUAAGCGAUAGAAGAUUGGACUUUGUGCCAAUCAACACUUGACCUUAGUGCUCUACAGCUUGCCGACUGCACGCCACAUCUAACCAUGACUACCCCCGAGUAUGUGUUAACACGCGAAACAAUUACAAGGCUGACACGGUUAAUACAAGGCAUGUUCAAGGGCUGUCAUUGCUAUACCCGAAUUUGAAUGUCUCUCCCCAGACUCCUCCGGAGAGCACAUGCUCUACAUAGAGCGACAGUUCCAUCCAAACAGCCACACGUCCACAGCAAAGCUGACUAUACUACACCUUGAAAGCAAUGCCACACAUGUUAUACAUGACAGACCGCAGAUACAGCAGGCGUUUUGGGUCCAAGGCGCGGACAGGCAAAUUACCGUUCUGGAAUCCAGGGAAGUUGACUUGACGCACGCCCUGGUUCUGCACCUAGAUUCUGAAUACAUGUCUGCCACGAUCCAGGUGAUCGGAACCGUGCCUGGCCAGGCGACUGGCCUCGGCGCCGCAGCAGCACCCGACGGCAAGGUAGUACUGGCAGUGUCAGCCAUGGCCACAGCCAACGGUGAAUUGCAUGACCCCAAGACGGCUCCCCAGCAGCGAUCUUCCGGCCGCCUCUAUCACAAGAUGCCUGUGCGCGCACCCGAGUCCUGGAUCACAUCCCAAACCCUGGCCGUUUUCUGUCUUAUCCUAGACUGCGACGCUGCGGACCCGCAUCUCAGUGAGCCAUUUAAUGUGCUUGCCCAGACAGACUUGGAGUAUAAGUCGUACGGCAGCAUCCAUCUUACCCAACAAGGGCUUGCGGUGGUCGCUGGGCCUCGCCAACCCAGCGUUGCCGAGGUCGGACUGGCUGCGGUCUACUAUAUUGGUAUGCCCGCCAUACUAGAGCGCAAUCACGCAGCGAGACGAGAGAUGAGUGUGCCUGGUUUGCACGGAUACUCAAACUGCCCGCGGAUUUCAGCCGACGGCCAACAACUGGUUUAUCUGCAAAAGCCUGCGUCGUGGCUAGAGGACGAGGUAAGCCAUUUAGUGGUCUGCAGCGGACUUGAUACAAACCCGACGCUGUCGCAUACCCAAAUCUACCGAGACGAGAUGUUUGAGCUGUUACUAUCUCCUCUCACUGUGGAUAUUGCCGACGACGUGACCACGGUCUACUUUACUGCAGAAGAUAGAGCCGAGAUCCGGCUGUUUCGUGCUAGUGUCUCUGGCGCGGACAAGAUCGCAGCAACGCCCCUGUCGCAUGGAUGGUCUAUCGAAGCAUUUUCAUUGCUACCAGGCGAGCCAAGCUCGAUUCUACUGGCUGCUAGUACUAUCAACGUUCCUCGGCGCUGGGUAACUUUGAACCCGGCUAGCAUGGCUACGCGUCUCAUCUGCCAGGAUACCAAGGAGAGCAGCGACGCACGGCUUGAGGAAACCACCUUUGAGUCGAUCGAAUGGGCGGGUGCCGACGAUAUUCCCGUCCAGGCGUGGCUCGUAAAGCCGCGAGACUUUGACGCCUCCAAGUCGUAUCCUUUGCUGUAUGUGAUUCACGGCGGUCCCAAUGCCGCCUUUAAUAAUGCCUGGGCGUCUGGUGCUUGGCGUAACUGGAACUUUGCCUUGUUUGCAGCGCAAGGCUACGUCGUCGUUGCCCCGAACGCGACUGGGUCGUCGGGAUUUGGCCAAGACUACGGCCGACGUGUGCUCAACAGCUGGGGCGGCAGAGGCUACGUAGACCAUGAAAAGGGCUUCGAGCACAUUCGCGCUGAUUUGCCGUUUGUAGAUACAGACAGAGCCAUUGCUCUCGGGACGAGCUACGGCGCGUACAUGAUGAACUGGUUUCAGGGACAGCCGCUGGGGCGCGAAUUCAAGGCCAUGGUGACGGAGAACGGCUUUGUCAACAUGAAGGCAUUUUAUACUGGCGACCUGGUCUGGUUCCAAGACCAUGUCGGAGGCCCCAUGUAUGAAGAUAGCAGCGGCUACGACAAGUUCAACCCGAUUGACCAUGUGGAUAAAUGGUCAACUCCUGCCCUUGUAAUUGCAAACGAAUUAGAUUAUCGAGUACCAGUUGUGGAGGGUAUCGCCGUGUUUCAAAUUCUUCAAGCAAAGGGGAUCGAAAGCCAGCUUUUGAGCUUUCCUGAUGAAGCACACAUAACUGUAAAGCCCGAAAACAGGCUGUACUGGUGGCACGUAGUCUUGGAGUGGUGUGCUCGACAUGCUAAGAUGGAAGUUGAAUAGCCCCUUCAUAUACACAGUCCGUAUAUAUUAGUCAAGUAUAGCAGCAAGUAAUGGACGACAUCAAGCGGCCACCGUUCUGAUACAAUAGAGCAGCAGUG